Molecule: messenger RNA, 593 nt
Organism: Pelodiscus sinensis (Chinese soft-shelled turtle)
Lineage: Eukaryota; Metazoa; Chordata; Testudines; Trionychidae
Source: RefSeq, a predicted model, not a curated record
AGGUGGCUGAUUUUGAUGGGAAAAGUUGCCUGAUCUACAGAUUCAAUCAAAAAUCUAUGAGUGCACUCAAAGAUGUCAUUUCUCUGAAGUUUAAAACAAUGCAAAGCUAUGGGAUUCUACUGCACAGAGAAGGACAGAAUGGAGAUCACAUUACACUGGAAUUAGUGAAAGGAAAACUUUCUUUAUUCAUUCAUUUAGGUGAUGGUAAAAUUCAUUCUGCUAAUGACCAAAUUAAUAUUACUCUGGGCAGCCUUUUGGAUGAUCAGCACUGGCAUUCUGUCCUUAUUGAACACUUUAACAAUCAAAUAAACUUUACAGUGGAUAAACACAGCCAUCAUUUUCAUGCAAAAGGGGAAUUCAAUUAUUUGGACCUUGAUUAUGAGCUCAGCUUUGGAGGGAUCCCAGCGCCUGGAAAAUCAGGGACAUUAUCACGCAAGAACUUUCACGGGUGUUUUGAAAACCUUUAUUACAAUGGAGUAAACAUUAUUGAUUUGGCCAAGAGACAUAAACCUCAGAUCUACAUUAUGGUAAGAGAUUCCUACUAAAUCAAGAAAUUCAUGCUACAAUAUGGCUGUUUCCAUGUGAAUUUCAUC